GAGGCCCUUCUUCGCUGCUGCUCCCGGGCUCCUUCCUUGCCUGGCCCCCCUUUUGCUGAGGCUGCCCGGAGGCGAGGGUUGGGGCCGCUCGGAAGGGCAGUCCCCGUCCCCUUAACUCGCGCUCUCGUUUUUCAAGAAGAAGACCGGGAGCCAAUAUCCGAGGCAGGUAUUUCUGCGGCUCUCCCUUCUCCCCCCUCUCCCUCCCCACUCCUCCCCUUCCCCGAAAGGACCAGAGACGUGAACUUCUCCAGGGUUACUAUGCAAUUGCGACUGGUUUCUUGGCUCUUUAUCAUUUUGAACUUGAUGGAAGACGUUGGCAGCCAGCAGCACCCUGCCAGAGUCCGGCGACAGGGAAGAAUGAAUCCUAAUGUGAGCCAACCUUGUCCAGGAGGAUGUGCAACAUGUUCUGAAUACAAUGGAUGCCUGACAUGUAAACCCCGACUGUUUUUUUUCCUGGAGAGGAUUGGCAUGAGACAGAUAGGGGUAUGUCUUACUUCCUGUCCCAGUGGAUAUUAUGGAACACGACUCCCUGAACAAACUGCAUGUACAAAAUGUAAGCCUGAUUGUGAAGCCUGCUUUAACAGUAAUUUCUGCACAAAGUGUAAAACUGGGUUUUACUUACAUCUUGGAAAGUGCCUUGAAAACUGCCCGGAAUGGCUGGAACCCAACAAUUACACAAUGGAGUGCAAUGAAAUUGUGCAUUGUAAAGUUAGUGAAUGGAGCCCGUGGAGCCCUUGCACAAAGAAAGGGAAAACAUGCGGUUUCAAAAGAGGGAAUGAAACAAGGAUCAGAGAAAUCCUACAACUUCCUUCUACAAAGGGGAGCUCAUGCCCACAUACAAGUGAGACAAGAAAAUGUGUUGUACAAAGAAAAAGAUGCCAGAAAGGAGAAAAAGGAAAGAAAAACCGAGAGGAAAGAAGAAAGAAGCCAAAGAGAGAUGAAAGCAAGGAAACCAGACAAGAAAACAGAGACCGAGAAUCCAGAAGGCAAAACAGAGAGCGGGAAAACAAAAGUAAAAUGCAGCUGAGGAAAAAAAGAGUGCAGGAUAAACAGCAGAAACUGCACACAAUCACCAUCAGCACUGUACACUAACAGCCUUUUACCACUGUUCAGAAUUUUUGCUGCUGCUAUCUCCACCAGAUCCCGGAGCCGGUGUUCUUCAUUUAAGUCACAAAACAACAAUAUUAUCAGUUAUACCUACAUCUUAAACAACAUUCCAAAUAGGUUCUAUUAUAUUCUUCAAGCUGUCACGGUUUAUUCAACAGAUUGACAUGAUCCAAGGAAGUUUAAAAAAGAAAACUUCAAGUGAGAUAAUUUCAAACUGUUAUAUUAUAUGCUUCCAUACAUCUCUAAGAGGCAAUUUUAAAAUUUUGUAUAUACUUAUCAAUAUGGUAUAAAGUAUAGCAAUAUAUUGAAUAUCUGGGUGGGAAAAACUGCCCUUUUUCUUUGUAAAGUAUUUUUGAUUUGUUGUUUAUGAAACAAGAGACAUCUGAAUCAGUAUCUCUACAUGCAUAAUUGUUCAUGUUGCAUAAAAUUUAUGAGAAGGGGGAAACUUCUGAAAGGGCAGUGGGAAUUUGUUUUAUAGCCAUUUCCUAUCCGAACAUUCUAACCAGUGGUUCCUGGGAUUCAUGUCUGAUACUGCAGACUAAUCAGCUAGAUGAGUUCUGAAAGCAAGUGGUGGCAGCAGAAGUGGUGUUGGGACAAAGUGGAAGCAAUGAUAAACACAUUGGAGGCUCUUCUUCUGAAGGACUAUGGCACUAAGCUAUGCAGUGAUCUUAUCUGCAGGACAGCACAAUAUUUUCAGGUUCAAACCAUGAUCAUACAGCAUGUGCUGUUCUAGGCUUUUUGUAACUCUGUGUAACUUAAAUCUACAUUUCCAAACUUUCCGUGACUGACAAAUCAUAUUUGUAGGAAAACAAGCACUGAGUUAAUAAAGACAGAAAAAAUAGACCACAAAAA
This is a messenger RNA of Sphaerodactylus townsendi, 1959 nucleotides long. RefSeq names its product R-spondin 3 (gene RSPO3). NCBI's taxonomy places the organism in Eukaryota, Metazoa, Chordata, Lepidosauria, Squamata, Sphaerodactylidae. The record is from RefSeq and is a predicted model, not a curated record. Bases 259 to 1092 code for a protein of 277 amino acids. The transcript has 5 exons.